Vicia villosa (hairy vetch) is the source of this 819-nucleotide messenger RNA. RefSeq lists its product as uncharacterized. The record is from RefSeq and is a predicted model, not a curated record. The transcript is spliced from 2 exons. NCBI's taxonomy places the organism in Eukaryota, Viridiplantae, Streptophyta, Magnoliopsida, Fabales, Fabaceae. The coding region runs from base 1 to 819 and encodes 272 amino acids.
AUGGCGGCCUCUACUUCAAACGUGUCUCCAGCCAAAUCCUACGAGCUUCGCCUCGUCGACGACAAACCCUACGUCCCAAAACCCCUAUUUGCUGAUGAAAAAGCCAAAAAUAUGGCAAUCUUAGGUCUGCUACCUGUUGAUGCUCCUUCUGAAAUUUAUACGACUGAUGAAGGCGCCUUCUUCCCCACUAGCAAAGACUCCAGACUGUUGAUAACCUCUCCAAAACCUUUCUCCUUGCGUUUUUAUGAUAGGAACUUUCGAACGGCUCCUCCAUUGAGAUGCCCCAAGUUCGCUGCUUGGAUGGCUCGUUUGAAACCCAGCAAGGGCAAACUGUGGGAAGACCUAGGUAUCGACACCCUCCUAAAUAUGUCGCAAGAAGGUAUCUCUUACUCUCACAUCAUGUUGACAACCGCACUCUUCUUUUGGGAAGGUUCGACGAACACUUUCCAUACUGGCUGUGGCAUGAUUACCCCCACCCUCUUGGAUGUUGCUGCCAUUACUGGUCUAAAACCGGCUGGUCCCGUGUUUAACCAUGUGGACGUCGAAGUAGUCCCUGUGAAAUUCGAUGUUGGCGAGACUAAAAACCCAAAAUUUAAUAACUUCCUCACUCAUCAUCACAAAGAUACUCCUGAUAUCAGUGAUGAAGAGCAUGUUGCUUUCCUUACAUACUGGUUGUCAAGGUGUAUUUUCUGUUCUAGGUAUAUGCAGGUGGCGAAGCAAUUUGUCUAUCUGGCCAGUCAUCUACACAACGGUGAGGGCGUCGCUUUGAGACAACUGAUAUUGGCUAACCUUUACAUGUCUCUGACGAACGUGGCUUGA